Dama dama (fallow deer) is the source of this 1252-nucleotide messenger RNA. RefSeq names its product ferredoxin 1 (gene FDX1). Bases 229 to 789 code for a protein of 186 amino acids. Gene Ontology annotation, molecular function: 2 iron, 2 sulfur cluster binding. The transcript is spliced from 4 exons. NCBI's taxonomy places the organism in Eukaryota, Metazoa, Chordata, Mammalia, Artiodactyla, Cervidae. Gene Ontology annotation, biological process: P450-containing electron transport chain; positive regulation of oxidoreductase activity. The record is from RefSeq and is a predicted model, not a curated record. Gene Ontology annotation, cellular component: mitochondrion.
GGGGCGGGGCUGCGCUCAGGACGCGCGGGCCUUAUAGUCUCCCGGAAGGCGCGCGGGGCCCGCGGUGGUGAACACAACAGGCCCUCGAGGGAACCCCGGCCCUGCGAUCCCCCUGUGCCUCUCCUCUCCGCAGACCCGCGCGGCGUCAGCUCGCCCGUACUCGCUGAGCCUAACCCCGCGGCCGCUGCCGUGCGGCCUGCGUCGCCUCCCGUAGUUCCCCGACAGGCUAUGGCCGCCCGCCUCCUGCGCGUCGCCUCCGCCGCCCUCGGCGACACGGCCAGCCGGUGGCGGCUUCUCGCGCGACCCCGCGCGGGAGCCGGCGGCCUCCGCGGGAGCCGAGGGCCGGGCCUGGGCGGCGGCGCGGCGGCGACGCGGACGCUGAGCGUAUCGGGGCAAGCGCAGAGCAGCUCAGAAGAUAAAAUAACAGUCCACUUUAUAAACCGUGAUGGUGAAACAUUAACAACCAAAGGAAAAGUUGGUGACUCUCUGCUAGAUGUUGUGGUUGAAAAUAAUCUAGAUAUUGAUGGUUUUGGUGCAUGUGAGGGAACCUUGGCUUGUUCUACUUGUCACCUCAUCUUUGAACAGCACAUAUUUGAGAAAUUGGAAGCAAUCACUGAUGAGGAGAAUGACAUGCUUGAUCUGGCAUAUGGACUAACAGAUAGAUCGCGGCUGGGCUGUCAGAUCUGCUUGACAAAGGCUAUGGACAAUAUGACCGUUCGAGUACCCGAUGCCGUGUCUGAUGCCAGAGAGUCCAUUGAUGUGGGCAUGAACUCCUCAAAGAUAGAAUAAAUAGGAAUAUUUUCACAACAUUUUACCUAUUUUUAUAAUUAUUAUUUCUUAAUGUAAUUAAAUGAGGACAUGGAUGAAUGGAUUUAUUAUUAUGACUAGAUUUACUACUUAAUUCAUCUAACUGCUGAAUUUUGUAGUUCUGAAAGUAUGCCAUCUUUAUUUUGAUUAAAUUAUAAAAACAAAUAUUAGAAAGUAGUUAAUAUGAUAAAACCUUAUAUAUUUUACCUGUGUUUGAUCAGCAACAUAAAUCUUAUGCCUGCUUACCUAUAGGUAAGUAGGUUAAAAAAAAGAGUGUCAUUAUCUCUCUUGGACAUGGGUGGAGGCAGAGAUGUAAGAUGGCUUGUCUAGGGUCAUACUGCAAAUUAGAAGGUCAGUACUAGAACUGUACGUGUUUAGGUUGAAACUGGGGAAAUUAGGGAUAUCUUAUUUAAAGUCUGAGCACAGAUAAUAAAGCACUGUCAAA